AUGCAUGUGUAUGUGCCCGGUACAGUGACUGAUUUGCAAACACUGCCGUAUAAAAGCCCUGAUGGGGAGAUACAACCGGGGAAACGAGUUUUUCACCGACAGUUUUGGACGUUCGAACCGUGUGUUAGGGCCUUCCCUUAUUGCAAGCAAAUGGUGCAGGUGGAUGGGACGUGGUUGUAUGGCAAAUACACGCAAAUCCUCUUGAUUGCUGUUGCACAAGACGACAAUCGAAAUGUACUUCCGAUCGCUUUUGCCAUUGUGGAGCUUGAGUGCUUCGAGUCUUGGGAAUUUUUCCUCACAAAUCUGAGGAGGCACGUUGUUAGAGAAGACAAAUAUUUUUGCCUUAUAUCAGAUAGAUCGAAAGGAUUACUUGCUGCGAUAAGGCGAUUGGGGGUUCCGUGGAUGUCAGUUUAUUGCAUCCGGCACAUCGCGGCAAACUUUCAUAAAGAUUACAAGAAUAAAGAUUGGAAAAAAGAGCUCGUGAACAUGACCUAUGAGUUAGAACCGAGAAGAUUCAGACUGAGGUUCGCAACACUUGAAUCUCAGAUGUCAUCUUUACCAACAAAUCUCCGGACAUGGUUGGGGAGUAUGGAAAACUGGCAAUGGACUCAGAGUUACGAUGAAGGGUAUCGGUAUGGGCAGAUGACGACUAACCUCGUGGAGGCGGUGAACUCUGUAUUGAGGCGCACACGCCAUCUCCCGAUUUCUGUUGUAUUCUCGGUAACAUUCUAUAGGUUGGCGACAUUGAUGCCUAAGAUUGGGUUGAAACAAGCUAAGCAGAUCGAGGCCGGGCACGUGUAG
Gossypium raimondii (Peruvian cotton) is the source of this 801-nucleotide messenger RNA. RefSeq lists its product as uncharacterized. NCBI's taxonomy places the organism in Eukaryota, Viridiplantae, Streptophyta, Magnoliopsida, Malvales, Malvaceae. Bases 1 to 801 code for a protein of 266 amino acids. The record is from RefSeq and is a predicted model, not a curated record. The transcript has 2 exons.